GGUUUAUGUGCCGGAGGCAUCAUUUUGUUAACUACUCAAGGAAAGAGCUCUCGUCUCUUGGCAUUUGACGAACAGCUCUUCUUCAUUUAUCUUCUGCCACCCAUCAUAUUUAAUGCCGGUUUCCAGAUGAAAAAGAAGCAUUUUUUCAGGAAUUUUAUGGCCAUUAUAUUGUUUGGCGCCCUCGGCACAUUGAUAUCUUUCAGCGUCAUAUCGUUUGGCGCGAAGGAGUUAUUGGGAAAGCUUGAUAUUGGCUUUCUGGAACUACGAGAUUAUCUCGCGAUCGGAGCAAUUUUUUCAGCAACGGACUCCGUUUGCACCUUGCAGGUGCUUAAUCAGGACGAGACGCCUCUACUCUACAGUCUAGUCUUCGGGGAGGGAGUAGUAAAUGAUGCAACGGCCGUGGUCCUCUUUAAUGCGAUCCAAAAGUUGGACCUCUCUCACAUCAACUCACGGGUUGCCUUGUCGUUCGCUGGAAGUUUUCUUUACCUGUUUCUCGCGAGCACUUUCCUGGGAGUUUCGGUUGGAUUGCUAAGCGCGUACCUUAUAAAAAAGAUAUAUCUUGGCAGGCACUCAACUGAUCGUGAAGUUGCCCUCAUGAUUCUCAUGGCUUACCUUUCGUAUGUAAUGGCAGCAAUGUUUGACUUAAGCGGAAUUCUUACAGUAUUUUUCUGCGGGAUUGUCAUGUCACACUAUACCUGGCAUAAUGUGACGACCAAUUCUAAAGUGACUACAAGACAUGCUUUUGCGACACUGUCAUUUAUUGCAGAGAUUUUCAUUUUCCUUUAUGUUGGUAUGGAUGCUUUAGAUAUCGAGAAAUGGAGAUUCGUGAAAGACAGUCCCGGAAAAUCUGUUGGAGCAAGCGCUGCGCUGUUUAGCCUAGUCCUGGUUGGAAGGGCAUGCUUCGUGUUCCCGUUGUCAUUUUUAUCCAAUUGCUUGAAGCGAUCUGAGCACGACAAGUUUGGUCUUAGACAACAGAUUACGAUAUGGUGGGCUGGUUUAAUGCGCGGAUCCGUCUCCAUGGCAUUGGCUUAUAACCAGUUUACGAGGUUUGGCCACACGCAACUUCCAGGGAAUGCAGUUAUGAUCACCAGCACAAUUACAAUCGUCCUCUUCAGUACUGUGGUGUUUGGAUUGAUAACCAAGCCACUUGUAAGGUUCUUGUUACCUCCAUCGCAAAGUUUCAACAACAGCCUGAUCUCUUCCAAACAAUCGCUUGCACGCCAACUACUCAUCGACAGGCAAGAACCCGAAGGUGAGAUGGGAAAUGUUGAUUUCCGUCGACUAGACAGUUUGAGCAUGCUACUGAAGAAAACUUCCCUCACUAUCCAUAACUAUUGGAGGAUGUUUGACGAUGGUUUUAUGCGGCCUCUCUUCGGAGGAAGGGGAUUUGUACCCGGUGCACCAGAGUUAUCCAAAGGAGGGUGUGAUCAAUAUUGACAGUGUUAAGAGUAGAGUUUCUUGAGUUGCAAAUUUUAGUGUUUAAAUUCUUUAACAAUUCUCAAGGGGUGUCCUCUUGGCCAAUGUCGAAAUUAUUUUUUAUGCAUAAAUGCUAAACGAUGAAUCCCCCUGGCUUAUUGUGUGUUUACCAUUUAUACUUUGAAUCCCUUUCGUGAAAAUUCUGGCCCCGCCACCGACUGUCAUAUUGUACAUAAUCAUCCAUUGUACCUCAUUGGUUACU
Messenger RNA from Capsicum annuum, 1678 nucleotides. Its product is annotated as sodium/hydrogen exchanger 3. NCBI's taxonomy places the organism in Eukaryota, Viridiplantae, Streptophyta, Magnoliopsida, Solanales, Solanaceae. Gene Ontology annotation, biological process: regulation of pH; sodium ion transport; proton transmembrane transport. Gene Ontology annotation, cellular component: membrane. Gene Ontology annotation, molecular function: sodium:proton antiporter activity. The record is from RefSeq and is a predicted model, not a curated record.